AUGAGAUCAAUUAACUUACUUAAGCAGUUGAUUUUGAAUGGUGAAAUCGGUGAGGCUAUUGAACAUGCACGAGCUUUACGUCCUGGUUUGUUAGAACAAAACAAAGAAUUAGCACUAUUAUUAAAUUGUCAGCACUAUGUGGAAAUCUAUGCUAAAGCGAAUAAUGUCGCAAUCCCUACUAUCUCUUCGUCUGAUACUGCUAUUUCAACAUCUAGCCCGUCCAAAGCGGCUGAAUCUCGUUCGAUCCAAAACCGUCUUUCACAAAUUUCAGGGAGUGAUUCAUUUGCUCAAGUGUACAGUAGAAAGGGACAUCCGUUCACUAUUACUGCUCCUAAUAAUGAGACGCUGGGUACAGUUAAUCCAUUUAAAAGGCGCAACGAUGAAUGGGGUAUUUUAGAACCUUCCAUUUGUGUAACUCGUCGAUCACGUACAUGCAACGAAGGCACACGGCCAGUUACUACAAUAUUGACUCGUGAGACAGCAAGUAGUUCUGUUAUUUGCGGUACAUCAACUGAUGAACCAGUAGAUGCAAAAAGUAGCAGUGGUCAUUCUUCUUCUAGCGGAAGUACUUAUGUACCAAAUGGAAGUACAACGAAAUGUAAUGGUAGUGCUUCUGAGACAAACGGUGCUCACCGAAUUGUGACAUCAGCAACCACUAUUAUUGACGAAGAUAAAGACCCCAUUUGCGGUGAUACUCAUGACGAUGUGAUUGGUGGUGCUGAUCGAUCGUUCUCAUUAUGUCCAGGUUGGACAGGCGGUAAUCCAAGAGAUAUGAUGUCAUGGGAAGCAAUGGAGAAACUUUUGGAAAUCGGUCGAGAAAUUAAUGGUUUAUUUGGAGAAAUGGUUAAUCCACCGCAGGAGUUGGUUCAGCGGAUGCAAGAUACUCUCGCAUUAAUAUGUCAUACGAAGCCAUUAGACACAUCACUUUGCUACUUACUAGAGCAGAUACAACGUAUAGAAACUGCUAAUGGAUUGAACAGCGCUUUACGAGAACAUAUGGGUUUCACGAAAGAAUCGCUACUUUCUAUGCAUUUUCGUACAGCUCGCAAACUUCGUGAGGACCUAAUAGCAAUGCAGUUUGGUGCUGCCGUGUUUGCAGACGUUGAUAAGUUAGUCACAUAG
This is a messenger RNA of Thelazia callipaeda (thelaziosis nematode), 1122 nucleotides long. The record is from the annotation of a GenBank genome assembly. Lineage: Eukaryota; Metazoa; Nematoda; Chromadorea; Rhabditida; Thelaziidae.